AUGGGUUUCUAUUACGAUUUAUGUUUAUUAACAUUUAUUUUUUCAACUAUACAUUCUACCAUAUUACCAGUUAUUACGAAAGAUUGGUUAAUUGAAUUUCGUCAACAUGUUGAGCCAGAUGCAGCUAAACGUAUUGCUAAACGAUAUGCUAUGGUUUCUCGUGGACCAGUAUUGAAUGAUAAACAUUUAUAUCAUUUUGUUGAUCUUAAACCAAUACAUCCGCUAAAACGUAAAAAACGAGAUACUGAUCAAGAAGCAUUCAUUCAACGCCAUGAGCUCGUUAAACGAGCUAUUCAUCAAAUUCCUUACAUUCGCAUGAAACGUGGUUAUCGUUCUCCUGCUGAGCUCAAAGAAGCUUUUCCUGAAUAUCAAUCUCCUACGGAUCCUUUUUUUCAAUAUCAAUGGUAUCUGAAAAAUGUUGGUCAAGCUGGUGGUAAACCACGACUUGAUCUUAAUGUUGAAGAAGCUUGGGCACUUGGAUAUACAGGUAAAAAUGUAACUACAGCAAUAAUGGAUGAUGGUGUUGAUUAUACACAUCCUGAUCUUAUGCACAAUUAUAAUGCAGCAGCUAGUUAUGAUUUCAGUAGUAAUGAUCGAUAUCCAUAUCCACGUUAUACAGAUGAUUGGUUUAAUAGUCAUGGUACACGUUGUGCUGGUGAAAUAGCUGCUGCUCGAAAUAAUAACAUCUGUGGUGUAGGUGUUGCUUAUGAUUCAAUGGUAGCUGGUAUUCGAAUGUUAGAUCAACCUUACAUGACUGAUCUAAUUGAAGCCAAUUCAAUGUCACAUGAACCAGAUAUGAUUGAUAUCUAUUCAGCAUCAUGGGGACCUGUUGAUGAUGGUAAAACAAUCGAUGGACCUCGACAUGCAACCAUGAAAGCUAUUGUCAAAGGCAUUAAUGAAGGUCGUCGUGGCCUUGGUUCAUUGUAUGUAUGGGCUAGUGGUGAUGGUGGAGCUAAUGAUGAUUGUAAUUGUGAUGGAUAUGCUGCUUCCAUGUGGACAAUAUCAAUAAAUUCAGCAAUAAAUGAUGGUCGAACAGCACUUUAUGAUGAAUCAUGUUCAUCAACACUUGCUUCAACAUUUAGUAAUGGUCGAAGUGAUGAUCCACAAGCAGGAGUUGCAACAACUGAUCUAUAUGGUCAAUGUACUUUAAAACAUUCCGGCACAUCAGCAGCAGCACCAGAAGCAGCAGGUAUAUUCGCACUGGCACUCGAAGCAAAUCGUCAAUUAACAUGGAGAGAUGUUCAACAUUUAACUGUUUUAACAGCAAAACGUAAUCAACUUUUUGAUCCAUCAAAACAACAUUUAUGGCAUAUUAAUGGAGCUGGAUUAGAAUUCAAUCAUUUAUUUGGUUUUGGUGUACUUGAUGCUGGUGAUAUGGUUCGACAUGCUAAAGAAUGGAAACCAUUACCAACUCGAUACCAUUGUUCUGCUGGUAAUAUAACAGGAAAACGACCAAUACCUGAAAAAGGUUCUUUAAAAUUAACAAUAAAUACAGAUGCAUGUAAGAAUACAAAAGAUGAAGUAAAUUAUCUCGAACAUGUACAAGCGUUUAUAACAUUAAAAAGUAGUCGACGUGGUAAUACAGUUAUUUUUAUUACAUCACCACUUGGUACAAGGUCAUUAAUUUUAAGCCGUCGUCCAUUAGAUGAUGAUACAACUAAAGGUUUUUAUAAAUGGCCAUUCAUGACAACUCAUGCAUGGGCUGAAAAAGCUCAAGGUAUAUGGACACUUGAAAUUCGUUUUGAUAAUGAUGAUAAUGCCGAUGCACCAUUAACAAAUCUACAAAAUCAAACAAUAACAGAUAAAGAACAAAGUCAAAAAUUAACUACUGGUCAUUUUUUUGAAUGGUCAUUAGUAUUACAUGGAACAAAAACACCAUCGUAUGCUGAACAAACUCCAUUAUCAAUACAUGGCAAUAAAAGUAAAUUAUCUAUUGCUAAACAAAUACAUGCAAAUAACUUCCAAGAUAAAGCAAAAUAUGUUCAAUUACUUAAACAAGAUAAUCAAAAACGUUUAGGAAGUGAUGAUGAAACAAUCAUGUAA
Messenger RNA from Rotaria sp. Silwood1, 2043 nucleotides. NCBI's taxonomy places the organism in Eukaryota, Metazoa, Rotifera, Eurotatoria, Philodinida, Philodinidae. The record is from the annotation of a GenBank genome assembly.